Molecule: messenger RNA, 501 nt
Organism: Prunus armeniaca (apricot)
Lineage: Eukaryota; Viridiplantae; Streptophyta; Magnoliopsida; Rosales; Rosaceae
Source: the annotation of a GenBank genome assembly
AUGCCAUUGGGAAUGAAGAUUUUAUUUUUGAAGAAGAAGGUGAUGGAGCUAACUAUUGAGAAUCUUGAGCUAGAUGAUCCACAAGAACCUGUACAACCGAGAAGAUCUGACAUACCAAGAAGAUCCACAGCAACUUCAGAUUAUGUGUACUUACAAGAACCAAAUUUUGACAUUGGAGAUGAGGCUGAUCCAACAAGUUUCAGAGAAGCAAUGGAGAGUCAUAAUGCAGACAAAUGGAGGGAAGCGAUGUUAAAUGAACUUGAAAGCAUGAAGAAUAAUCAAGUAUGGGAAUUAGUUGAACCUCACAAGAGCCAGAAUUUGGUAGGCUCGAAAUGGGUAUUUAAAACAAAGAAGGAUAAGGAUGGAAGAAUUGAAAGAUUUAAGGCCAGAUUGGUAGCCAAAGGAUUAACCAAAGGGAGGGAAUUGAUUACACUGAGACGUUUCUCCAGUUUCCGCCAAAGAUUCUUUCCGCAUCAUUAUGGCUUUGGUGGCGCAUUGUGA